AUGGAAAGACUUCAGAUAUUGAAUAGGCACUUAAGCCCUAAAGUAACAUUCGAAGACUUUCCCAAUGCUCGCAUUCUUACCUUAAAUAGACCAAAAAGCUUAAAUUCUUUGGAUUAUGAAAUGCUCCAAACAAUCUCGCUAUUAGUUGACCAAACACCAAAUAAGCAUUUUGUAAUUCAAGGGAGCAUUCCUAAGAGUUUUUCAGCAGGCGGAGAUGUUGUGGCUACAAUUGAAAACCCAAGAAUGGUUCCAGAGUUUUAUAGGACUGAGCUUUCUACCAUAUAUCAAAUCUAUAAACAAUCAACUGAAACUCUUGCGAUUUUGCGUGGAUUUGCUAUUGGGGCAGGAAAUGGCGUAGCAAUGGCAUGCAAAUAUCGAAUUAGUACUGAAACAACCCGUUUUUCAAUGCCAGAAAAUUCAAUUGGCCUAGUUCCUGACGUAGGAGCCUCAUACUUUUUAACUCAUCUUCCUAGCAAAGCAUUAGGAUUAUACCUAAUGCUAACUGGAAAAGUCUUAAGUGGCAACGAUUUAUACUGGACAGGUAUCGCUACCCACUACGUUCCAGAAGCAAGCAUCCCAAAUUUUCUCAAUGAUAUUAAGUCCUCCAACAGCCUUCUCGAAGUUUUGAACAAAUAUCACCAGCUGCCUACAAGAGAAGAUUCUAAUCUUAUUAAAAAUUUGCAUGAGAUUGAACAAGUCUUUGGAGAUGUGAACACUCUCGAAGAAGUUUUAAUGAAACUGAGCUCAAAUCCUACGCCAUUCAAAGAGCAAACUUUUGCAGCUAUAUGCAAAUUAUGCCCACUUUCAGUAAAAGUGGCAUUCAAGUCGUUUAAACUUGGGCUUAGUAAGAAUUUUAAAGAAGCUUUGGAGCAUGAUUAUAAUAUAGAAGUGCAGCUCUGCUAUAGGAGAAGUUAUAAUUAUACAACAGCCAUCACGAAAAAAUUUGUAGAGAAAGUAAAGGAAGAAAUCAAAUGGUACCCAGAGCACAUCAACCAAGUCACAGAUGAAAUGGUGGAUACCAUCAUUCGAAACCCUGAAGGUCCGUUUUUGCAUCUCCAAUAA
Messenger RNA from Blepharisma stoltei, 1062 nucleotides. The record is from the annotation of a GenBank genome assembly. Lineage: Eukaryota; Ciliophora; Heterotrichea; Heterotrichida; Blepharismidae.